Cannabis sativa is the source of this 4480-nucleotide messenger RNA. RefSeq lists its product as uncharacterized. Gene Ontology annotation, cellular component: cytoplasm. Gene Ontology annotation, molecular function: protein kinase activity; protein binding; ATP binding. Gene Ontology annotation, biological process: signal transduction; protein phosphorylation. NCBI's taxonomy places the organism in Eukaryota, Viridiplantae, Streptophyta, Magnoliopsida, Rosales, Cannabaceae. The record is from RefSeq and is a predicted model, not a curated record. The coding region runs from base 432 to 4196 and encodes 1254 amino acids. The transcript is spliced from 8 exons.
AUUAAUUUUGGGACAGUGGCAGUAUUUAGCAGUGUGAGAAAGAAAGAAAGAGAAAGAGAAUAUAGAAAUAUAUAAGAAAACGAAAAGAGAAGAGAGCUCAAUCCCUUAAGCCGUCUUUUCGUUGUCUUUAAGAAAAGGAAACAAAUUUUGGAAUAGAAAGUGAGGGAAAUUUGGCUUCAAACAUGUGUUUUUUCAGCUGGGUUUCAACUUAAUCUGCUUAUUAUUCUCUCCUUGAUGUGGGUUUUUCGUUUCUUCAUCUUUACUCUGACAUAAAGAUAGAGUCUUUCAACCAAGAAAGCAUUUUUAUUUCAUCAGGCUAUAACUGCCGAUGGAAAUUUGGUUUGUUUAGAUGGUUUGUUCAUGGCGUCCUGUUCUUUUUAUUAUUCUUGAUUAAUUUUAGAGAAACAGAUAUAGUUUCAAAGAAUGUUAUAAUGGAUCAAUCAAGAACAAAUAAGCAGUAUCAGUACAAUUCCAUUGAACCCGGAAAUGAGUCAUAUCAGUCCUCAUCUCAAUCAUUUAUGCCUGAAACUCAUGGCAGUAUACGCGGUAGUAUGAGAGUCCCAACACCGAAUACAGAAGUUAAACCCGGGCUUAAUUAUUCCUUACAGACGGGUGAGGAAUUUGCUCUGGAAUUUAUUCGUGAUCGAGUGAAUCAAUGGAAACCUUUGCUUCCGAAUACUGUUGGGGAUGUUUCGGGUUAUAUGGAACUCAAAGGGAUGUUAGGUAUCAGCCAUACGGGGUCUGAAAGUGGGUCAGAUAUUUCGAUGCUUAAUGCAACUGAAAAAGGCCCGACACAAUAUGAUCGAAAAAAUUCAUCAGCACAUGAAGAUAGGAGUAUUUAUGCGUCGACUCAGUCAGUACAACGGAUGUCAUCGGGCUAUGAGAGUAAUCGAGGAGUUAGUCAUGGCUAUGCUUCUUCUGGAGCCUCUGAUAGCUCUUCUUCGAAGAUGAAGGUUCUUUGUAGCUUUGGUGGUAAAGUUCUACCUCGGCCUAGUGAUGGGAAGCUUAGAUAUGUUGGUGGGGAAACACGCAUUGUCCGUAUCAGAAAAGAUAUUUCUUGGCAGGAACUAACUCAGAAAAUCUUUUCGAUUUAUAACCAAACUAGCAUCAUUAAGUAUCAGCUACCCGGGGAAGAUCUUGAUGCACUGGUUUCGGUGUCUUGUGAUGAGGAUCUGCAGAACAUGAUGGAGGAAUGCAGUGAUUUAGGAAGUAGAGAAGGUUCACAAAAGCUUAGAAUAUUUUUAUUCUCUAUGAAUGAUUUGGAAGAUGCUCAGUUUGGUAUCAAUAGCAUGGAUGGUGAUUCCGAGGUUCAGUAUGUAGUUGCUGUCAAUGGCAUGGACCUGAGUUCAAGAAAAAGCUCGAGUAUGCAUGGAUUUACAAGCUCAUCAACAAACAAUUUAGGUGCGUUAGAAAGACGAAGUGUUGAGAAAGAGAAGAACAUGGCAGCAGCAGUAGGCCCAGCUGGUGUGAGCAAUGUUGGUUUGAAUAACAAUUUUGUUUCAUCGUCGAUAAUCCAAUCUUCAGAACCAGUUAUACCGCCAGUUUCCUCAAAUGCUUACGAAAAUAACCCUCAUUUUUAUCAUGGCGAAAUGAUGCAUCAUGGAGAGAAUAUGAUUAAUCCAUUGUACAACAGCCAAGUUGCAUCUAGUUACGCCCCUUUUGUAGAAGUCCCUGCUUCGAUGCCUUUCUAUGGGAUGAUGGGUGGUCAACAAGGAUAUUCAACGGGACAGUUACUCGGUGGCUCUACAGUAGACAAUUUGGAGGUGCCUGUAACUCAUGCGAAUGUAAAAUCUGAUGUUUCGAUGCAACAGCAAAAUAGUAACUCUGAAUAUAUUCCAAAGGAAGAUGCAUCGCAUACAGUUACUUCAUUGGAAGAAGGUCAACGCUCGUUGUCUUCAAAAAACGUUGGAAGGUGCCAGGAACCUAACAAUAUUUCUCCUAUGAUUGAUUCAGGAAAUCUACCUCCGGUGCCUAAAUUCAACGAGGAUGAUCAUCAGUCUCAUGGUUAUGUUAGGUCUGAUUCGAGUGUAAGCGACCAGACCUACCACGAACCUCCAGCACUUCCUCAGAGAGUUUUCUAUUCGGAGAAAAUACCAAGGGAGCAGUUGGGGUUGCUGAGUAGAUUAUCAAAGUCGGAUGACUCGUAUGGUUCCCAAUUUGUCAUGCCUCAACAACAGUCUGAUACUACUACCCAGCAGAAUUCAAUUACGAAUGAUUCUGAAAAUUCGCAGAAAGAUGGAAAGCUACCUCCUCAGGCUGAAGUUUCCUUCUUAACAUCAACACCAUUGCCUGUGGAUACUCAUACUGUUGAUGAUGGACUUACCCAACUUGAACAGUAUAAAGAGUUUGCUGAUUCGGUUUGUCAAAUGAAUGCUGAGCUUUUGCAAAAUGUGGAUGGUGAGUCGACGAAGCAGGCAAUACCGAACAAUGUAGAAGAUGUUAAUGAGGACAACAUUGUCAAGUCUGACCAAGAAGCAGUUUCCUUGAGAAAUGAGCAGAAGAAACUCGUAACUGAUGAAACCCCACAACAAGCAACAUCUGCAUAUCCAGAUGGAAACCAGACACCUUCUGUGGAGCAACAUGUUGAUCCUUCAAACAAUCAUCCAGGGCAUGACUUUCAUGUGGCCACCGAAAAUUUUCCAUCUUCAACCGAAGUGCAGGGAGAUAUCCUUAUUGACAUUGAAGACCGAUUUCCUCGUGAUUUGCUUUCUGACAUUUUCUCCAAAGCAAUACUGUCUAAAGAUUCACCUGGUGUUGAUUUGAUGCACAACGACGGGCCUGGUGUUAGUUUGAACAUGGAAAAUCAUGAACCGAAGCGCUGGUCAUAUUUUCAGAAGUUGGCACAAGAAGGAUUUGAUCAGAAAGACUUUUCUCUUAUGGACCAGGAUCUUCAUUUUGCAUCUGCACUAAGAAAAGAUGAAGGAGAGCCUCCUAUGGUUGUAUCUGCUGAAGGAAUUUCACCGCACCGUGUUGCUCCACAACCAAAAUUUGGUGAAAUCAACCAUAACGAAUUAUCUGGACCAACUGAAGGCGAUUCAAGUCUGCAUCCAAAUUAUGAACACUCCCAAGCAAAGGACACCGAAAGCAUGCAAUUUGAUCGUAUGAUGGAAAACCUUAGAGUUCAGGAGUCGGGAUAUGAGGAUGGAAAUUUUCAGUCCAGGACAUCCGGUCUACCUCCGUUAGAUCCUUCCCUGGGCGAUCUGGAUAUUAGCACAUUGCAGGCCAUAAAGGAUGAAGAUCUUGAAGAGCUUAGGGAAUUGGGUUCAGGUACCUUUGGGACUGUGUAUCAUGGAAAAUGGAGGGGAACAGACGUUGCGAUUAAGAGAAUAAAGAAGAGUUGCUUUACCGGAAGAUCAUCAGAACAAGAGAGAUUGACUGUUGAAUUCUGGCGAGAAGCCGAUAUUCUUUCAAAGCUUCACCAUCCAAAUGUUGUAGCGUUUUAUGGUGUAGUGCAAGAUGGACCAGGGGCCACGUUAGCUACUGUAACCGAGUUCAUGGUUGAUGGUUCUCUAAGGCAUGUUUUACUUCGAAAAGAUAGGUAUCUUGAUCGCCGCAAGCGUCUUAUAAUCGCUAUGGAUGCAGCAUUUGGAAUGGAAUAUUUACACUCAAAGAAUAUUGUCCAUUUCGAUUUGAAGUGUGACAACUUGCUUGUGAACUUGAAAGAUCCUUUAAGGCCAAUUUGCAAGGUUGGUGAUUUUGGGCUUUCAAAAAUAAAACGAAAUACAUUGGUUUCUGGCGGUGUUCGUGGAACAUUACCAUGGAUGGCCCCAGAGUUGCUGAAUGGCAGCAGCAACAAGGUUUCUGAGAAGGUUGAUGUCUUUUCCUUUGGUAUUGUUUUGUGGGAGAUUCUCACCAGUGAGGAGCCCUAUGCCAACAUGCAUUAUGGUGCAAUUAUCGGUAUGUCUUUAUCUUUUUCUUUCCAUACACACAAGGUGCAUUGUUCUUCAUGGUUUUUAUCUAUUGAAUCAUUUGCGAAAAUUAUUGUUUACACACACACAGGAGGUAUAGUGAAUAAUACAUUGAGGCCGACGAUUCCAAGUUACUGUGAUGCGGAAUGGAGAACGCUGAUGGAGGAGUGCUGGGCACCUAAUCCUAUGGUGAGGCCAUCCUUCACAGAAAUCGCAUGUCGCUUACGCGAAAUGUCUACAGCUGCAGCUAGCCAAGCCAAAGCACAAGCUCAGAAGCCACCUAAAUAAGAGAGCUGAUUGAUGGUUGUUUGUUAUGUCUUGGUUUGAUGAUUACAAACAUGAUCAUUUUAUUCAUUCAAUUGUAUACAAAAAGAUGGUGAUGAUAUAUACUUGUUUAACAGGUCCCAAAUGUGGUUUGGUCUCUCUGAUUUGGUAGCAAUUUUGUUAAGUUGCCAACAGGAUGAUGACAUUGUUGGUGGUGGUGGAUGUUACUCUAUACUAUGUUUCUAUUGUUUGUAAUCUUUGAUUGUGAUUUUUUUUAUCUAUUAUACAAUUCUAAUUUUCAAGGCCAA